AUGGCGGCGCCCAGCUAUGAGGCACCACCCAGCUACGAGGCUCCCCAGCUGCCGAGCUACCCUAGCUACGAAGCCCCCAAGCAGACGUACCAGGCCCCGAAGCAGGCCGCCCCUGCCGGACCGGUGGAUCUGCCAGUGCAGUCGACGUACAACCGCCGAUUCAUCGACCUGCCCACUGCUGCCGCCUACCCCCAGGCGCCCCUCUCGGUGAACAUUCCCGCCUCUGAGCAGCCGCUUUCCUUCACAUUCCGUUCUCGAUCCAGUCCGCUGAAUAUUGAGCACUACCACGAGGGCAGUCUCGGCUCCUACCAGGAAACCAAAAGUGAGGACGCACCUCACUACAGAGUCCACACAGUAACCCGGCCAAUAUUUCACAAGAUCGAAGAGGUUAUAGUUCCUCAUCGUAUAUCUUCGCAACAGAUUCAGGACGUGAAGGAGAGUGUGGAGCAGGUGGUUGCGAAACAAGCACAAUACAAAGCACCCAAGCCAGCACCGAAACAGACCUAUCAGAAACCGACACAAGCUCCUAAAACUUCAACCUACCAAAAAGCAGCACCAAAAGCACAAACCAACAAAGUCAAACUAGCCAAUAAAUAA
This is a messenger RNA of Rhagoletis zephyria (snowberry fruit fly), 597 nucleotides long. The record is from RefSeq and is a predicted model, not a curated record. NCBI's taxonomy places the organism in Eukaryota, Metazoa, Arthropoda, Insecta, Diptera, Tephritidae.